Molecule: messenger RNA, 12122 nt
Organism: Spirometra erinaceieuropaei
Lineage: Eukaryota; Metazoa; Platyhelminthes; Cestoda; Diphyllobothriidea; Diphyllobothriidae
Source: the annotation of a GenBank genome assembly
AUGUGGAAACGAGCAAAAACAAAGAAGACGACUGACGUGACGAGGACCGCCCUUAGGCGUGCCGCCAUACCCGGCUCGGACCCCACGGACUGGGAGUGCCAUAGAGGCCGCAUUAUGAAGGAGUCAUUGCAGCCUGACUCUCAGACCGAGGCCGAGAGCGAGGUCCAAGUUAUCCGUCAGUUGGCAAACCAGGCCGGAAAGUGGAGAAUAACAUAAGUCAUUGGGUAACUAUGAGCAUGGCCUGUAUGCCCAGUGGGAUCGCAAACGCCUCAACCGGCAGGGAAUGAGGUGACAGAGAAGUGCCGGCCCACAUCUGGCCGCGAGGGCCCUUGUUGGCUAAAGUUUUCCAUAGCAUAUGCACACAGUCCCCAAGGCCCACAAGGGUGGGACGCAGCCCUGCAUGUAGCCUAAUCUAUUACCCUUCAAGGCCAGCUAACCAUUCAGCCAUCGGCUGAGACGCACACCCACAUUCUUCACACGUGUGAGAGUGCCAUAGGACACGUUGAGAAAGAGCCGUAUCAGCCUGACUCUCAGCCCACCAGUCUGCCAUUCCACCCAAACACACUCACAGCUGGGCAGACUGCGUGGACUGAGUUGAUACGUCAGUCGACAACCUCCCAGGCUACGGCGCUUGGGCUCGGAUCACACAUGCUGUAGAGGAGCCACAUGGAGAAGAAGCCUAGGAACACACUUCCCACUUGCGUGAAAUGUGCCAAUUGUGUGCUAUCGCUGUGUAGUGAUGGGUGCUGUUGAUGGGUGUCAUAGGUGCUGGCGGGGAAAGGUGUGAUGGUGUGGUAUGGCCUACCGCAGGUUUUCAUGGAUUGCAUGUGGCCUAGUAGGCCUAUGCAGUGACGGAAUGCGCGAGGCUAAUGCGGACAGUUGAGGUUAUGGCGCCUGGUUCAACUCCUGGGUGCUCCAGGCACUGAUUCACUAGUCUCUGUGCGAUGGAUUCGCAAAUGACCGACCAGGCCGAUGUGUGAGUGAAUUCGUGGGUACAGUUUGGAUAGAAUAGGCCGGGAGCAUCAAUGUCGCCCUCAGUGGUGAUGGUGGUAGGAGUGGAGUUGCUGAUGAUGGGCGCGCUGUGCGAUGAGCUGGUGAUUAAACUAGGCAUAAUGAGUGUUCAAGGUGUGCUAGAUGGGUCGAUAUUGUGGUGAAUUCCGCAGCUGUGGAUGCCCACGUGACCAAGUAAGCCCACGCUGCUCGUAAAUGUGUGUGCGCAGCGUGGACAGUGAAUACAGAGAUGGCGUGUGUAUGUGGCUGCCACAAGCACUGGUUCGUCAGCCUCUGCGCGAUGGAUUCACAAGUGACCGACAAGGCCGAUGUGUGAGGUGAAUGAGGACAGGCUGAGGCCUAAUCCACAUCGCUAGAGGUGGGAGUGUUGGUGGUGAUGGUGGUAAAUGACGUGACGCUAGAUGUCGUCCUAUCGGCGGGCGGAAUGCGAGAGGACGUGGUAUUAGCGGAGCUGGCACUGCGAUCGACGCGGGGGUUGGGGCAGGAUGACUGAUGCCAGAUAUCGAUUGCGACGGGACAUCGGCAGUCUGAUCACCGAUCGUCCUCGCAGCGCUUACGGCAGGGAUUAUAACAGUAGUAUUUGUGGAAGGAGAAUUCGACGUUGUCGGUUGGUUGAUAGAUUGCUUCCGAAGGUGUCCUGCGAGGCCGUUUCGCGCGCGGAAUGUGCGUGGCAGCGCGGGUAUUUUGGAAGCGGCUGGCUGUUGACAGUGAAGUUCCAAAACACGUUUCAUAUGCUAGCCUUUCUUUUCGCUUUGGCGCCAGCCAUGCGGUUCGCUUCGAAACAAACCUUCAAAGCGCACCUUACGGAGUAAUACCUGUAAGAACAAUAACGCGUCUCAAAAGCUGCACCUCACUGUAAUGUUUAAACUGCAUUGAGAAACGAGGCGAUGUCUUGUCAGGCGUUACCUCAAUUAAAUUUUUUACAAAAGCACGGCUAUCAGUAGUGAAAAGAUAACGGCUGGACGCAACUUGUGACAUCACUAUCUUCGUCCGCCGAGCUGGACAAGCCUCUAGUGCCUUCGACUCAAAAGCCUGGUUCGUCAAAUAAGGAACUGAAACUGUUGUAUAACAUACUCAACCUUUCCAAAAUAAACCGGCGCAGUUGGUGUUUAGGCCAGGUAUCAAGGAGUCGACGGCUAAUAAGCGGCGUUUCUGUCCUCGCAACCCUAUUUGCACGUCUUACAAAUGCGGAUGAGAGGUAAUUCCUACUGAAAUUAUGGAGAUUGCAUCAUCUUCCAGGAAUGGCUGCUGUGUCAUGCAAAAAUUCAGUUUUUCCUAAAGUGUUUAGCAACGCCAUAGUUCUCACUUAUUAUUUUUUCCUCAAACUUUGAAGCUGAUCGACUUCGUGGCGCAACAUACUCCGACAGAAGACCCCUCAACUGAUGGGAGCCCCCGAGAAGAUAAGAACGAUCACGUGAGUCCUGUCUUUAUUACCUGACAUUUAACACUACACGUUUUGCUUUUAUUAAUGUGCAUCAAGGCUGAACGCAUGUGAUCAACAGAAGCAAUACAUUUUGACUUCUAGCGAAGGUACUGAACCUGACAUUUGGCUAGUUAAAACAAAUAGGUUUGGAGGGUGAUUUUAAAGGGCAUUUCUCACUUUUGCUUCAUUAGCUUGUUCAGCAAAGAAAGGUCGGCCCGGUUUCCUUUCAGGACUUUUAGGAGCAACAUGCCUUGCGCUACGAGUGCGCCUACGUAAAGGUUCACUCCACAUCUGGGGGUGGAUGGCACGCGCCUCGGAUUCCUCGGAUUUGCGCUCCUGGCGAAACUGAAAGAGUGGAAAAGGUGUUGCGAUCUAGGAAACCCGGUUGACUAGCAGCUAAACUGACUUGAUAUGCCCUUUUACCUGCGUCUUUAACUGGGAGCGCCUACUUAUAAGUUCCUGCAAAACUGCUUGGCAUUGCACAUCCACGAUCUACGGCAAUUCGGGUUGGGGAUUCGGAUAUGGGAGCGAAGUCACCACCCGCGAAUCCUGUAAUAAUGAAAUGAGCGUAUGAUAUAACGGUUGAAAAUGUAAGAGUAGACGCAGAAAGAGAAGGAUGAGAGAGAGAGAGACGAGAAAAACCGAUGGAACAGAAUCUGCAAGACCGCCUCACGGGAGGAGGAAAUUUUCAGCGGAAAGAAUUGCUGUUUGAGGUAGGGUGGUUGAAUCGGUUGGUGUUUCUAUAAUAAGAUCCGAAGCAAUAGGAAAGCGCCAAGGAGUACUUCUUGAAUGAUCCUCCUCCCACUCAGUUUACAAAAAUUUUAUUCACAAAAUGCGCACUUAUUCCAGUUAAUUUUAAUGCCUGUGCAGCGUCAGUUAAAUUUUAUAUGAAGAAUCUGCCAGCGUUCAGGUUUUACAUCCAUCCCACAGAAAAUUACGUCAUUUUGAAAUCCGGUACCUGAAAAUGGAGUCUGUGGACUCUGCGUCUACCUGCUUCUUGGGAAACUCGUAUAAAUGUUUGUGUAACUUAUGAAUGCCACUUGUAUAGUGUGUGACGUAAUCCACAGCCACUUCAACGCCUCAUGGGGUUGAGGCGGCUUCCCUGUAGUAAUAGGCAGGAAUUAUGCAUUUGCCUCUAGAAGGUCAGUAAGUAAAUCGGACAUAUGAGACACCUUCAGUGCCUUUAACAUCUCCGACUAUAUCAUCCAUAACCGACCAUGCUACUAACAAGGCGUUUUCAGUAGUUCCCAGAUGCAACGAAUCACGUCCUGCUUAGAUGGCCUGUUUAGUGAGCCUGCCUCGUGGUCUCAGGCCAGCGGUGAACGGUAAGGUGUGAAAGAAGCAAACCUUUUUCUGGAUUGUCAUUAUGCCCUUUGCAACUGACACAAACUAGCACCCUGAGCUGCCAAUAUCUGAAAUAGGCGUCAUGGGCUGUGGCUGUAUUUAGCAAAUUCGUAGGUGCUUUCUUCAAAACCAACUUAUCUGGCCUUCAAACUAACGAACUGGCUUACUGUCCAUAGAUCAGUGGAGACAACUGGGCCCUAAACUAAGGAACCGUUCUAAUGUUUAUAGUGGCCUUCUCGGGACAUUUACUUUCUUAUGUUCAACUUGGAAACGCCAAAGACAAUUCAAGCCGUUGCCAUGCCGUGAGAUUUCACAACAAAACUUUUAAGCGCAUUUGAAAAUCAGCGUGUAAAUAUAUUCCGUCUGUUAUAAACUCUUUAGGACAAGAUGACCUCCGAAGGGGCAGCAAUGUUUACGUCUGAAAUUUCAGGGGACACCAGCCCAUAGACAUCCUGUUCUCAUCUCCAACACCGUGACAGUUUAACAGACGUUUUGACGGACGAAGUCCGUGGCCUUUGCCUUAGUGUUAGACGGCCGAACAUCGGUAUGCAAGGGGUUAACAGGUCUGGCUUUGAAUACUGGAAGCACAAUUUGUGCACAAUUAAUGACCUAACAGGAGAAGGGCCACGAAAUUCGCAAACAAAUCUCUGUGACGAACAGGUCGCUCACCUCGCCUCCACCAAAACUAUUCUUCGUCAAAGAAACGACUGGCUUUCAAAGAAUGAAAGUCGGCGUUCAGAUGACGCUUGGGAAAUACAUGACGUCCUCUAAUCAGCUUCCGAGCUAAAAAACUGCUUUAUCAUGACAUUCAGCAGUUGAAGGCCGAAGUCCUUCGUUCUUUUUCUAAAUAUACGCAAGGAGAACAUUGACAAGUGUUCCUCGUAAACAGUCUACUUUUUUACGUACGACGAAAGAAGUCGUCGUAUUGCUUCCUUGCGGACCGUCUUGGUUCACCUUGGUUAACUAUAUGCACUGUUCUAUUAUUAGUAAUUCUCUAGAGAGUGAACUGACUAAUAUUGAAAAUACGAGCUAACUAAGCAAACGGCGGCUCUUCGGCUGCCGCUCAGUACCGACGCCCGACGAGAACCCUUAGACAUCUUCCUUGCAGGACAAGACGGAAAAGCAACAGCGUGUCGCGAGUUCUCCUUGCACAUUUUCUUAGACCUUGUUUAUUCUCAGUGGUAUUUGAUCGCCGGUAUAUUCCUGGAUUUUAUGGUACAAAGGUCCCCUAUUAGCCGUGGGAGACAUUUUAAAGCGGAAUCUACCCACUGUUUCUUGAAAUCAGUGUGAUCUCUUAUACAAGACCACGUGAUCUCCAUACAUGUGAGAUUUGAUUUUCCGGUGCCAGAAGAGAUUAAUUUGAAACUUUCUUGCUUAUAUUACUUUUUAUUUAGAGCAAAAUGCGCACAAACAAGGGUUUUGGCCUGUGAUAAUCAGUAGCGUAGAAAAAUAUUUUGAUAUUAGGAGACGUCCAAUUAUGCCCAAACUUGACAGGCUUUCCUUCCAUAGAAAAGAUUUGCAAUGAAAUAUUUAGAAAGAGACUUUCUGCACGCCAAAUAAAUUCAGCGUACAAAAGCAAAGCCAAGUAUAUGUCGUACUGCCCAUUUUAAUUCUGAUCACGACAUUUCAGGGGUAAGGACAUCUGCUGUACAAUUAUUGACCGACCUCAUGGAGCGUUUGCCAAAAUUUUGAAAUGUGUAUUCCAUUAGAAAGACUUGCUUAACUGGGACUGUAAUAUUUAUUAAUUUGCGGCAUAAUGCUGUGAUAUUACAUGCACAGGAUGUCAACUUUUAAGUGUCCGUCUUUUCUGUUGCCUGCGAUGAACUCAUUCGGAAGAAUGACCACUUAGUUAAUAUAAAUAUUCUCUACUAAUCUUCGGUGCUUCUGUAGAUUAAAAUAUAUUUUGUAGCAAACAGGUGCAAGAAUAUCCUUUCUUGUACUCAACUGGUAGCAAAUCACGCCUUCUUGCAAUUUUGUAUUCUGAGGAGGGGUAUCUUUUGGUUUUGAAAACAGCCUUUCAGUUCCAGAAUAAUCUUGAACUCGAUCUGCCGUUCAGUUUAGUCUUAAGGUUUUUAGCCUACUAAACGAAAAUCAUCCAAUUUUCUAUUCAGUUAGGUAGAUCCCAAACAGGGCUUGUAAAAUUCUGCAACAGGUGUGUACUACGCUUUCUACUUUAUGGAGGGCAUUACUAAACAGGCAUAUAAAAUGCUAUCCGAAUGGACAUUGCACAGCCUUAAAGAUCUCGGGAUUAGAAAUUGUUUAAAACCGGAAGAUAACAUUUGAUCGAGUAGAAAUGUAAAAAAAGACUUGAUUCUCUACAAAAUAAAUACAAAAAGGAAUAUUUAUGCGCAUUUCCUUCAAAAUAUAUUUGCAUUUUCGCAGACACCAAAAAUCAGUUGAAAAUAUUUAAUGCAUAAUUGACCAUUGUCAGCCAAGCACAGUCAUUAAAGACGGUCGAACAGAAGGGUAUUUAAUAGCCAACAUCUUGGUGUGUCUGAAACAUCACGCAUUAUGCCGCAACCCAGUAAAAAUGGCAAUUCAUAUUGACCCAACUGUGAAAAACUCGGCGCCUCUGUGGGAUUCGAACCCACGCAGUAAGGGGAAGGCUUUAGUACAGCCAACGCUCUAACCACAUGAGCUAAGAAGACAAAAUAUCUAUGAAUUACGUGAGCCUAGUAGUCAUUUGGUGGAUUCUAGGUGAAUUACAUCGGAAAUCCUGUGAUUCAACUCGCGUCGUCCGACGGGGCCUCGUAGCCCAAGUGGUUAGAGCGUUGGCGGUAAUAAAGCCUUCCCCCUACUGCGUGGGUUCGAAUCCCACCGAGGCGCCGAGUUUUUCACAGUUGGGUCAAUAUGAAUUAUUCAAAAUCUGCCAAAAUAUCUAUCAAAUAUUACAAUUCCGAUUACUAGGUAUUUUGGCUGAUUUUGAAUAAUUCAUAUUGACCAAACUGUGAAAAGCUCGGCGCCUCGGUGGGAUUCGAACCAACGCAGUUAGGAGACUGCUUUAAUACAGCCAAUGCUUUAACCACCUGAGCUACGAGACCCCCCUGGACGACUCGAGUUUAAUCAUAUUUGGGUCCAGUUUACCCGCCCAACCUACUACAACGUCUUGAAUCCACCAAAUCUGAUGCAGUAAGUUGACUGCCCAAGCAGGAUUUCCUAAGUAAUUCACCUAGAAUCCACCAGAUGACUACUAGGCUCGCGUAAUUCACAGUUGGGUCAGUAUGAAUUAUUCAAAAUCUGCCAAAAUACCUAUGAAUUACGUCAGCCCGGUAGUCAUCUGGUGGAUUCUAGGUUAAUUACUUAGGAAAUCCUGCUUGGGCAGUCAAUUUACUGCAUCAGAUUUGGUGGAUUCCAGACGUUGCAGUAGGUUGGGCGGGCAAACUUGACCCAAAUUUGAUUAAACUCGAGUCGUCCGGUGGGGUCUCGUAGCUCAAGUGAUUAGAGCGUUGGCUGUACUAAAGCCUUCCCACCUAGGCGCCGAGGUUUUCACAGGUGAGUCAAUAUGAAUUAUUCAAAAGCUGCCAAAAUAUCUAUGAAAUAUUACCAUUCCAAUUAAAUAAUUCAUCUCAAUCGAUUACGCAUUUCAUUAUUUCGGUCAACAUUUUAUGACACCGACUACUGACUCUAUAGCCAAUUCUACCAACUGGUUAAGGUUGUUACUAUUAUUAACUGGCGACCUUUUCAACCUUUAGGGAAAUGGUAGUGACCGCGUGCAUAAAUUUUUGACUUGCGGUAGAAUGUGGUUCGUCCCCGGGAAAAAAUUGUGUAUCUUCCGACUUUUUGAACUGCGUCCUGAUGAGCCGGUGCUGGAGGUAGCUUAUCACCGGUCAACUAUUCACGGGCUGCCUGUAUGUACUUCUGAGUGACAGUUCUAGGUAGUAAACACUUUCACGGCUCCUCGCUAUACAGUUCGUCUGUGCUAGGGUGACUGGAGAGAAGUCCGCUAAUUUCACAUCCUGAGGAUUGGCUCUACUAUCUGCUUUAUGAAACGACGGCGACUGAGGACCAACCCAUGAACGCGGAACCUGCGACUACCGCGCACGUUAUGGAACGCCGGGGAACGCAUCGUGAAUGCCGUAGGCCAAUUCGCCGUUCGCCUAUCCGUUACCGAUUAAAGCGGAUGUCGGGCUAAUUAGAUAAGUUGGAAUAAUCAGCGAUCAUUUGUUGCACUGACUGUGGAAACUGGGCUUCGAAAUACGUCGGCCAAAAGGCUUGAAUUUCCCAAUACAGGUGCAGGAACACGGAGCGGAAGUAAGAAUUUAUGACUGACUUUCAAUAGUCGCCUGUCACCAGGUAGACCCCAAUCAUUUCUUUGAUUUUGCCGUGGCAUCGAUUACUGGCAGAGGUCGCCGUACAAUGGUUCAGGGUUCGUGACUUUCCACGCAAGCUCAAUGUGCCGCCGAGUAGAGCCUUAUUUAGUCGUGUCCGGCGACGACGAAGUAAAACCAGACUUGCUCGAGGCUAACUAUAAAGCAGCCCACCGUUCAGAAGUUGGCUCAUGCAUCCAACCCCGAAGCAAGUGCGAGGCACCAAGACGAACUGGAGAACCGCUUGUCGGCAGAAGAGGCUGUCAAAUGAAUCCACUCUGCGUUUCUAAUGGACGAUCCACCCGCACCUAGCCACUUCCAACGCUAACUGGUCAUCAACUGGACUGGACAGAUUCGUUACGCGGAUAAUAACGUAGGCACGAUACCCCACUGUCUGAUGAUAGUAGACGACCUAAGUCCGAAACGAUCGACGAAUGAGAGUAUUUUUCAGGGGUCGACCCCCCCCCCCUCCUCCGUGUUUUUUGUGCUUCUCAAGUCGCUUACGUUAUUCCGCCGAGACAGCCACGCACUGGUCCACUCUAGUCCUUUUAUGCGUCGCGUUUACGUUUUUUCUGCGACAUAUCGACUUCUUUUUUAUCCGACAUUCUAAACUGUCCUUUCAAAAUGCCAUCCUGUUAGUUCUAAUCCUAGUCAUCAUCUAAAAAUUGGUGUAUCGUUUUUACGACCGAAUUGUUACUACUUCUAACAUUCAACUGAUGACAGAGCUGUGGGAGAUCGAGAUCGGCACUGAGGAGGAAUCCCUUCUCACGACCAUUCAGGACAUUCUUUGUUAUGAUAGAUCAUCCAAGCUUGAAUUUAUCGCAUCACUCUAACGGCCGUGGUCUUGUGAGUGGCACGCGUAGACGGGAUAGUCAACUAGGGCAGUCACAAAGUCCUUCCCCACCCCCGGUUGUUUUGACUUAUUUUCCACCGGAACAAGGCGGAUGAGAAAGAAGUUAGUGAGGCUAAUGCAAUGCGAGUCUGCUUCACUGCAAACAAACUCAGGAGCCAGGUGCUGUUUCAGGGCCCACCUCGUGGAACAUGGGGGAUGUCACACAAAAGAGACCUUGUACUAUAUCCGCAAGAACCCUGCUUUCCGAGGGUAACUGCAUGGGAUGACGAACGUCGAGAAAUACCUGCAUCCACCUGCGGCCUCCCGCAGCCCCUUCUGACAUCAGUGUAGACGGCGCUUAUUAUAGGAGCGACCAUUCAAGGCCAAAGCCUUCUGCGCAAUGUCACUGGAUGUACUUUUACUCGGGCGAUCAGCGAUUGGUCAGGCGCAGAUCGGCAGUGUUGGUCGACCAAAGGGGAACGAAAUUUCCUCCUCUACUGCGCAGUAGGCGAUAAGAUUAAAAUGUAAGCGGUCGUCGGCAGUUAUUUCGUGUGCCAAGACAUAACCCUAGCACGGUUCUGAGAGUAAAUAUGUCGCCCGGACACGGGCUUUGUCGACUUUAUUGGUCGCAGCUCUGCGUUUUUAUUUUCAGUCAUAAAGAGCUGGCGGAGAGAGAGAGAGAGAGGGAGAAGGCUCAGAAAACAGCAAAAGUAAAAAACUCGCGGGAGGAAAAAUCAAAUUGACAGGGCCUUGGCAUCUCUGCGGAAGUUGUUCUAACGCCAUAAGCACAUCGUACUUGCUGUUAAUUGGAGUACCAACAUCUUUCAAGAUAUGCGGUCUUCAAAGCAUUGUAUAAUUUAAUCUAAAGACAGCUACUUCUUACACAUAACCAAGGUAGACUUGAAGGUUUUCCUGUUGACAUCCAACUGCUUUGUCAGCAAAUUUUUGUGCAAUUUUUUGAUGAAAGUUUGCAAGGACGAUGCUCAGACACUUUAUAGCCACAUGAUAGAGUUUAGUUUAAUCUCUCGAAUUUUGAACCAAAUAGCGGAAAGAACUUAAGUUAAUAUGGCUCAGUAGCAUAAAAAGGCCACGCAAAGCACUACUGAGGACAUGAUACAUUAUCCCAAAAAGUGUGCACGUUGAAAACUGCCUCUCGAUAUCCGCACCUGGAAUUCAAGAAAUCCACUCAUUGUUCAAAUUGAUCUGCAUAAUGCCGUCAAGUUUGCUAGGUCAAAAGUGAACAAUUGACAAAAUUCUCGUUUCAGUUCGAAAAUUUAGAAAAUAUUUUUAGUAACCCUAUUGCUUUUGUCGAUACCACGCGUUUUAUUAUCAUACGUCCAGAGGGCACCACCUAUGCUCUAUCUUUCUAAGAAAGGAUGAACUAAAUCCCCAUUUUGGCAGUCAUUAUGUUGCAAUUUUACGUUUGCGUUUUGCUACUCGGAGGUACAUGGUGUCCGCCUAUAAUGAAAAAUCAGCAUUUCCAUCAUGUUUUCGGACUACGACCCACUUUCUCGGGUGUUCUCUAGGUUUCGGCACUACCUCAUAGGUACCUUCUGCGGAAACAUUUGAACAUUUAUUUGAAAACGGAGGUAAUGGACCAUCCCGAAACUAGGCAUAAUUUGUAUGCAGGCCUAAUAAACCAACGAAUGAAGACGUCCGUUUUGGUCCGUUUAGAUGUUUCCAAAGGUCCACAGUAGGAAUUCGUAAAGUAAGGCCUCCACUUCGAAAUGUUACCCUGCAAGUAUAUGUAGUUUCCUGCGAAAGGACUAUAUGAAGUGGGUUAUUUCUGAAAAUAGUUACUGUUGAAGUAGUAAAUUUUUUGUGGAAUAAUUCGCACAGAGACUGCUGAGGAGAGUACCGGUAGGUGGGAAUCUGUUCGCCAAUUCAAAAUCAGGCCAGAAACAUUUGUAAACAUACCCUAAUUUCAAACUUAAUCCCAACUUUAACCCUAGCCCAACAUUAAGGAGGGCGGAGGCUCGGCUUGCCAUAAAUGCCCUUUACCGCUCUCGGCUGCCGAGGCAACCUUAUCCCUGAGAAGACUCCCUAUUAAUGGAGUUUUCUCACAAUUAGCAUGGAUACAACUGUCUGAGUGUGAAUAGGCAUAAUAAUUUGAGUCUCACAUGCCUGUUUAUAAAGCGACACGAGAGUUCGACAAUCGAGUUCGACAAUGUCCACCGUGUUCCACACUGCAAGGCGGAGCAGAGACGGUGACUUGCGCGUGAAUUAGUUUAAAGUGACGGCGGACUUGCGCAGCAUCUACCGCACUCCCUCUUCCCACUCCCCACCUGGACCCCGUGCCAAGACAGAAUCAGAAAGACCGGGGUGUGGUGAGAACGCAGGUGGCUGGCACGGCCGGAGCUGCACCUAGGCGUGCCGCCAAACCCCUGGUCCACAAUAGACACCCGACCAGGAUUUUUCGCGACAACAACACCCCAACAGGGGCCAGAGCGACGAGGGUGACUGGACAGCCAUGUCCAUCACCUGUGUCCCCAGCUGGAGCGCAAGCGCAUCUACCAGCAGGGUACCGGGUGUCAGGGAAACGCCAGCGCAUACCAGACUGCGAGGGCCACGGUUUGCUGACACUGGCAUAGCACAAACGUACAGACCUUUUGACCUAAGAAAGCGAUAGUGAACCUACUCAGGCUCCUGGUUACUUAUUUGAAUUUUGACUCACAGGAGUCUGCCCUCAAAGAUAACAGCGGCAAAAAGGAAAGGGCAGUUAUAAGAAUUUCUAACCCCUCAACGACCAGUAUUCCAGGUGCGCCGAAAAUUGUGUGGACCCGGUUCGCCCAAUUCGGUUAGUCGGAGGCAUGUGUUGAGUCAUUUGGUCUGGCCGCAAACAUUUUCACCCAGACUAACCCAAAUAUACCCCAUGACUCUAUGUGUUGAAGGGACCACGUGGCCUGUUUUGUAGACAGUGAAACGAGUACUGAAGCUAAGGCUGGGUUUUCCUGCAAUCCGACUGCUUGAAUCACGCCUGUAAUCUUAACCAUUGUAGGACCUUCUGAAGUCGGCCAUCUUCGAGAUGCUUGAAGGGAAAAGCGAGACCGUCCGGCCUUCAAAGGAACUUUCCCUGUCACGACUGGCCGAAAAGGAGGAGUUUCAGCUUCUUGUUGGUCGUCUGGCGCCCUACUUUAUGUGCCCACGCCUACCACACGCCUUGACGGAGCUCCUAAGGCCUCGGAGCUUGGAAGGAGCUGAGUAA